Messenger RNA from Cryptomeria japonica (Japanese cedar), 3066 nucleotides. RefSeq names its product probable folate-biopterin transporter 2. The transcript has 6 exons. NCBI's taxonomy places the organism in Eukaryota, Viridiplantae, Streptophyta, Pinopsida, Cupressales, Cupressaceae. Bases 894 to 2372 code for a protein of 492 amino acids. The record is from RefSeq and is a predicted model, not a curated record.
UAACUCUGUAUCCAUGAACAAAUUACUUUCUUUAUCCUGAAAAAUGAAUGGGCGUUUGAUAUUAAAUAGAAAUUAAUUAAAAUUCAGAAGACAACACGCUUUGAUAUGGAAAUGGAUAUGGAUCUGAAGUUAAAAAAACACAAAACUAUAACUGCUGACUUUAAUUAAUUAAUUCUGACCCAACUAGGCAUCAUUUGUUGUCUUGAUUGAAGAGAACACCGAACAAAUAGUAGCCAGGUGGAUGACAAUUAGGUAGUACAUGGAUCUGUUGGGCUACAGUUUUCAGUUCCAGAGAAAUUUGUAUUCAACAGGGUAAGGUUAAACUCUGUAUUUAUGUUUGGUGUAGAAUUCUGAAGAAGAAUAGGAGGAUUCAAUGAGCCUGAUUCUGAUUCAGUCAAUGGUGUACCUGGUUUAGGGGUCAAGAGAUAUCAUGUGAUUGCAUGGAAGGUAUUCUUCUAAGAGAGGACCUUCAGGAAUACCAGGCCUGUUAUAAGAUUGAAUCUUAGGAAGAUUAUAUGAUCUUAAUGAUGUGAGAAACCAGAAUCUGGGGUCAAUAUAUUUGGAGCAUCACAUAUCAUAUAUCAAACAUGGGUUUGGAAUCUGGGAAAUAAUAUUAUGUGUAUAUACAGGGGAUAUUCUUUGUAAUUUAUAGUCCAAGGUACACAGCUAAGAAGGGUACUAUUCUUAAUGGAGGAAGUAUCAGACUGAAGAGAGGAGAGAUGAUAUUCAGAAUCACAUGGAUGAAUGCAGGUUUCAACAACUGGGACCUCCGCGUGCAUCAGAUCUGUUGUUAUAAAAUGUUUAAAUAGGACUGCAUCCUGUUGGACUGUUCUAUAGACGAGAAUUGUAGCGGCAGUUCUGUAAUUGGUUCCAGAGAUUCCACAUUUUCAAGAAUGGAGGAAUCUGAAACCAGUAAUCUUAAGGGAGAGGUUGCAGUUGAAGGGCCAAGUAGAAAAGGAUGGCUUGGAUAUUUAUGUGAGCCUUAUGUAUGGUUGGCUAUGCUUGCCAGAGAAUUACAUGGGAGUUUUGUGUUUGGAGUGGUGGUUGUUUAUGGAAUUAGUCAAGGGCUUGGAGGGGCAUUCUACCGGAUAGUUUCAUCUUACUAUUGGAAAGAUGCGCAAAAAGUCCAACCAUCUGCAGCACAAGUUUAUCAAGGGAUCAUAUCCAUUCCGUGGAUUGUGAAACCGGUUUGGGGUUUGCUCACAGACAUUCUACCAGUUGCAGGAUAUCAGCGUCGCCCUUAUUUCAUCCUCGCAGGCUUUAUGGGGCUGAUUUCAAUACUGGUCAUCUCCGUACACAGUAUGAUGCCCAUUUUCAUUACUGUGAUGCUGCUUAUGGCUGCAACUUGUGGUGUUGCCAUUGCAGAUGUUAUUAUGGAUGCAUGCAUAGCAAAAAACAGCAUUCACUUUCCACACUUGGCAUCAGAUAUGCAGAGUUUAUGUGGCAUGAGCUCAUCAAUAGGAGCACUUGUAGGUUUCUCUACAAGUGGUGUGGCGGUGCAUCUCCUUGGUGUUCAGGGAGCAUUAGGAUUACUCUGCAUCCCAGCUAUAAUGCUCCUUGUUCUUGGAUUUAUUCUAUAUGAACCUCGUCUUACUAACCAUGCACACAAGCAGAAUUUGUUGGAGGCAACCCUGACUAUGUGGAAAGCUUUAAAGUGCCCUGAAGUAUGGAGACCUUCUCUCUACAUGUACAUAUCAUUAGCUAUGAGCUUGAAUAUCCAGGAAGGCAAAUUUUACUGGUAUACAGAUCCCAAAGCAGGCCCAGCAUUCUCUCAGGAAUUUGUGGGUAUAAUCUUUUCCAUUGGCUCGAUGGGAUCACUUCUUGGAGUUCUAGUGUAUCAUAAAGUGUUGAAGGAUUAUUCAUUCCGCAGCUUGCUUUUAUGGGCUCAGCUGAUUUUUGGAUUUGCAGGAAUGCUUGACCUAGUCAUGGUGUUACGCUUGAAUCUAAAGUUAGGCAUCCCUGAUUACUUCUUUGUUAUAAUUGAUGAGAGUUCAUCGCAUAUCAUUAACCGAAUCAAAUGGAUGCCUAUGCUUGUACUCAGUGCAAAACUUUGCCCUUCUGGCAUAGAAGGCACAUUUUUUGCUUUGCUCAUGUCCAUCGACAACUUUGGUCUUCUCUCAUCUUCAUGGGGUGGAGGCUUGCUGCUUCAUCUACUCAAUGUAACUCGUACAAAUUUUAGAAAUCUCUGGUUGGCAAUUCUGAUCAGAAACAUCAUGAGGGUUUUACCUUUGGUGAUGCUGUUUUUGGUGCCCAAAAGUGACCAGUCAUCUACCCUCCUUCCUUCUGGAUUAAUUCAAUCAUCAGAUGGCACUGCUACAUGUGAAGAGGAGAAUAUUCAGUUGGUCUCGACAAUUCAGAGUCAUCAAGUAUAGAUUCUGACCACGCCCCAUAAAGAGAGAAUUUUCCAAAUCAAGCUUCUAAAACUGCAUGCCUUUUCUCCCCAUUAUCUGGGUACUAAUAUUAUCACUUUAAAACCAUGGUUCUAUGAGAAACAAAAUGACUUUGAUGAUGUAGCAUGCUGCUAUGAAUGUCAGUGAUGGGAAUGUCUCUUGAAUUUUUGUGUGGGGAGAUCUGUCUGCAUACAGUUCACUGGGAAGCACCUUUUGAGAUGAUUGUUUGGUAUCAGAUCAUUUCAUACGUAGUAUUUAUUUAAUAACUAACAGGGUGAAAACAUGCUCCAUUCCUGAUCCUGCAGCGUGGGUAGAAGAGGAACUGAAAGCUGCAUUUCUCUAUAAAGGUAAACCGUAAAUGUUUAUUUUUCAAGUCAAAACCUAUCCAGCAUCCCUCCUAGAAGAUAAGACCCUUGUGGGAGGAAGAAGGUGACCUUUCCAUUUUGAGCUUCUUUAUAUAUGGUUAGAUGACCUCAGUUUGGUCUUUUGGUUAAAGAUCCAUAUCUACAAGUACGAAGUUGUAACUUCCAUAUAUACAAUGCGGGAUGUAGAUGCUUAAAAAAAUGUCAUGGUAAAAGGUCACCCGUAUUUUACAAGUCUCUAUUACAAAGGCUACUGCACAGAAUGAAUAAAUGCUCUUUUCCAAUGCAACCAUGAUUGAUCAAAUAUUUCUUAA